CAGAUACCCGCUCGGAGCGUGAGGGGAGGUCAUCGUGAAGCCUGAUUACGUCAAUUUGGAUGGUGGGGCCGUUCCGUUGGCGGGGGUCAAUCAUUACCCCGGAACUCGGUUAAUCCAUCUCGAACUCCGUUCCCAUAUCUCGAGCUUCUCUCAACAUCUCUCAUACUACACGACAGGCGUGAUAGUACCCUUCAUUUAUUGGACCUCAUAUCUCAGACACUGAAAGAUCCGACGCAGAUUGCUUCAUCUCGCCCGUCACAAUGUCGAGAAAGCUCAAUCCUACGAAAUUCACACAGGCGGUCGUGCGCUCCUUCAUGGCAGACUCUGGUCUUGAGCCUCGGUAUGUACCCCAAGCCACCGAUGGAGACUCGGCAUUCCGUGAUAAGAUCCCGAUACUGACUCCAUUGCCUUUAGUCUUCUGGGAAAACAUGUAUAGACACCGGAACAAUGAAUCUGAGAUCUGUAUUGACGUGGUGCAGUUCCGUGUCACUAGCGCGACAGAAGGCAGAGUCGACUUCGAGCUUGAUAUCCAAAAAGAACACACCAACCGCCUUCAAACGCUCCAUGGUGGUACACUUGCCAGUCUCGUCGAUCUUGGUGGCUCACUCGCAGUCGCCUCAUCAGGCCGCUUCGCAACAGGCGUAUCAACCGAUCUGAACGUGACAUAUCUGAGCCCCGGAGGCCGCCCAGGAGACGUCCUCAAGGGCACUGCCACUCUCGACAAGAUUGGCAAGACACUUGCUUUCACGCAGGUGACAUUCACCAAUAGCAAGGGACAACUAGCUGCGCGAGGAAGCCAUACAAAAUACGUAACGGGUACCAUGGGUGAAGAUGGCCCAUUCGUUGCUCCAGCUGAGUUCUCAGACGUGGACUAGACGAUUUCACGAGAUUUUAGACAUUCUGUUGAUGUGGUAGAUUUGAGAUGUACUAGAUAUCAUAAAGUAUAGAAGGGUGGU
This is a messenger RNA of Fusarium oxysporum Fo47, 956 nucleotides long. RefSeq names its product HotDog domain-containing protein. The record is from RefSeq and is a predicted model, not a curated record. Gene Ontology annotation, molecular function: fatty acyl-CoA hydrolase activity. Bases 261 to 875 code for a protein of 204 amino acids. The transcript has 5 exons. Lineage: Eukaryota; Fungi; Ascomycota; Sordariomycetes; Hypocreales; Nectriaceae.